AUGAAAAGAAUCUAUUCAAUACCAUGCACAUCAAUGACAUCAAAUAUCAAUGAUCAAUGUCUAUUUAAAUGGCAGACAAAAAAAUCCAAAUAUUUAGCCAUUUCAACUGAUAAUAUCAUUAAUAUUUAUAAUAGACAUGGUGAACAUGUUGAUCAGAUAAAUUUAUUUGGUUUAUGUACAGCACUUUGUUGGGAUGAAGAUGGUGAUUGGUUGGCAAUUAUAACAAAUCGUUCAUCAUUAAUAUUUCUUUGGAAUUCUAUUACAAAUAAAUUGGAACAAAUUGAUUCCGGAAUGAAAGAAACAUUAACAACAAUAUCAUGGUCAAAAUUAAAUCAUUCUAAUCUAUUAUUAGGUACAAAUAAAGGAAAUAUACUAAUUUAUAAUAAUCAAACAGCUCGUAAAAAUCCAAUUUAUGGUAAACAUAAUAAACGUAUUAUUAGCUGUUGUUGGAAUUCAAUCGGUACAGCCAAUAUGUUUGCUAUUGUUGGUGAAGAUCAUAUAUUAACUGUUAAUAAUGAAGAUGGUGAUACAUUAAUACAUAAUACAUUAAAAGGUGAUGGAUCAAAUGUAAAAUUUUUUUAUUCAUAUCAGGAUACAACGAUAACAACAUCACCAGCAUCAUCAACAUUAACAAAAUCGAAUAAUAAUAAUAAUAUUGAAAAUGGUGUUUGUCUUGUAUUGAACAAACGAAUGUUAUAUAUGUUAAACAUACAGGAUAGUGAAAAUUCAUUUAUUUUAAAUUUUAAAGAUUGGUAUGAAAAUAUUAUCGAUUAUUAUUGUUAUCCGAGUGGAAAUAUUUUCAUUGCAUUUACAUCUGGUUUGAUUAUAACCAUAUCAACGGGUAUGAAAAAUUUCGGUGUGGAAUUAUUACAGAUUAAAGCACAUAGAGAAUCGAUGACAACAUUUAAUGUUUGUAUGAAUAAUAAUCGUAUUGCAACUUGUGAUGAAAAUAAUAUCAAAAUAUUUGAUCUUUAUGAACAUAAUGAUAUUGAAAGUGUAUUUACUGUUGAUGAUGAACCAUCAAUUGUUCAAAUUGAUUGGACAGCCGAUGGACAAUUAUUAGCAUUAUGUUCAAAUUCGGGAAAUAUUCAUGUUUAUUUAUCACAAUUAAAAAUUAUUGGUGAUAAUUGUGGUACUAGUUUAGCAUUUUUAUCAUCAUUACUUGAAGUAACUGUAUUCAAUGUACAUGAAGAGAUACAAGAUUCGGUUAUGAUUGUACGUAUUGAAAUUGAACCAUCACGUUUAGCAAUUGGUCCAUUUCAUUUAGCUAUUGCAAUGAACAAUAAAGUAUGGCUUUAUAUACUUACGGAAAUUGAAAUGCCACCACAAGAAUGUGAAUAUACAGGAAUAAUCAAAGAUAUUAAAUUGAAUCAAUUUUAUAUGGUUAUUUUGUUUACAAAUGGUUCAUUACAAUUUCAUCCGAUUGAACAACGUCAGCAAAAUAUUAAUGUUCAAUCAAAUAAUAAUAAUAAUAAACAACAGUAUUUUUUAUAUCCGGAUAGCCAAAAACAGGAACAAAUUGGAAUGAAUAAUAAAAAAAUUUCAGUCACAUCAUUAUGUUUAACCAAUGAAUUUCUUAUAUUUGCUACUGAUAAUGGUACAAUUAUAUAUUUUAUUAUUGAAGAUUGGGAUAUGACUGUUGUAUAUAGACAUCGAGAAUCAAUACAAAUGAUUCAAUGUAAUCAAAAUGGUACAAGAUUAGUUUUGAUUGAUUCAAGAAAUGAAGCUUAUGUUUAUAAUGUUUAUGGUGAAACAUUGAUAUCGAUACCAACCGAUCAUGUACCAUCAAGACCUUUAAAAAUUUUAUGGGAAAGUUGGAUGCAUGAUCAUUGUGUGUUUACUAUUUGUGAUAAUAAAUUUAUUCAUGUUUAUUCAUCACCAUUAACUACGAUACAUGGAUCGAUUGUCGAUUUUGUUGGUCGUAUGAAAAUCCCAAGUGGACAAUAUCCACUUCUAUUAUAUAACGGUGUGGUAGUAUGUCAAACAAAAAGUGGUAAAACAUCAAAUUUUGUUCUAUCCACUCAUGAUUAUGCUAUCAAAAAUAACUCCAAUACAACGAUUCCAUCAACAUUUAAACGUGAUGUAUUUCGUAAUAUUCUUAAACUUCGUCGUUAUCAAGAUGCAAUCAAAAUCUGUAAUUUUCUUGGUUCAGAUGAAUCCGAAGAUCUAUGGAUUGCUGUUGGUCGUGCAGCCAUUCAGGAUUUAGAUUUAAAUGUAGCCAUUUGUGUUUAUCAAAAAUUGUAUAAAUUUACAAUUGUUUAUUGUCUGGAACGUUAUCGUAAUCAAGAAGAACAUAGUCUUUUAUGUGGCUUAUUGGCCGAAAUGUUGGCCAAUUAUGAUCUUGCACAGAAACAUUUUCUCAAUUCAUCGCAACCGAUACGAGCAUUGGAAAUGCGUAAAAAUCUUCAACAUUGGAAUGAAGCGUUAGCAUUAGCACGACAUUUAUUGCCCAACGAUAUACCGAUUAUUUCUCGUGAACUUGCUUUUGUUCAAGAAUUACGUCAAGAAUAUUCAAAAUCAUUGGAAAAUUUCGAGGCCGCAUUGAAUAAUCAAUCAUCGGAUGAAGCGAACGACAAUGAAAAAAUGAAAAAUGAAUCAAAAGAACUGAUCGAUAACAGUGAACAUAAACAACUUUGUCUGGCUGGAAUAGCAAGAAAUUCAAUUCGAUGUGGUAAUCUUAAAAAAGCGUUAACAAUUGCCAACCAAUUGAAUGAUGCUAAAUUGAUUCAAGAAUGUGCAUCAAUUUUGGAAAGUUUCAAUCAUAUUCAAGAAGCUGCUACUCUAUAUGAACGAUGUCAACAGUAUAAUCAGGCAGCUACAUUGUAUCUGAAGGUAAAAAAUUCAGCUAAAUUGUCUGGUCUUAUAUCGAAAAUAUCGGAUCGAGAAAUUCUUGGCCAAUAUGGUCGGAUUAAAGAAAUGGAAAAACAAUUUCGACAUGCAGCGGAAAUAUAUGGGAAAGCUGAACGAUGGGAAGAUGUUGUUCGCAUUAACCUGGAUCAUCUUAAUAAUCCGGGUGAAGCCGUUAAAAUUGUACGUGAACAUCAAUCAAUUGCUGGUGCAAAAUUAGUUGCAAGAUUUUUUCAACGUCUUAAUGAUAUGACAGCAGCUAUUGAAUUUUUAAUAAUGUCCAAAUGUUAUGAUGAUGCAUAUAAUCUAGCAUUGACAACAGGACAAAUGGAUAUUUAUGCUGAUAUUAUGCAAUAUCAUGCAAAUGGAAAAACCAAUCUACAACAUUUCCGUACGAUUGCCAUCUAUUAUGAACAAGAGAAUAAUUUAUUCAAAGCUGGUAAAUUUUAUUGCAUUGCACGGAUGUGGCGGAAAGGCGUUAAAUUAUUGUUGGAAUCUACAACGAAAAUGCAACAAAAUUCAAUAAAUAAUAAUCGUCAAUUGAUGAAUAACAACAACAACAACAAUAAUAAUAAUACAAUUGAAUUGAAUGGUGAUUCGAAUAGUCAUCAUCAAAAAAUGGAAAAUGAAGCAUUAACAAUGGCAAUCGAUGUUGCUGCUCGUGUACAUGAUGAACAAAUCACAAGACUUAUAUUAGAUUAUUUAAUGGGUGAAACGGAUGGUAUACCAAAAGAUUUUAAAUACCUUUUUCGUUUAUAUAUGAAAUUGAAAUAUUAUGCUGAAGCGGCAAAAACGGCAACAAUUAUUGCUAGAGAAGAACAGAUGUCCGGUAAUUAUCGUAAUGCACAUCAACUAUUUUUUAGUAUGUGUAUUGAAUUACGAAAAAAUCAUAUAGCAAUACCAUCGGAAAUGGUAUUCAAUUUAAUGUUAAUACAUAGUUAUAUGUUGGCCAAAUUGUGGAUACGGAUCGGUGAUCAUCAGAUAAGUGCAAAACUAUUGAUAAGAGUUUAUGAUAAUAUUAAUCAAUUUCCUUCACAUUCUGUUCAGAUUUUAACGUCUGUUGUUGUUGAAUGUAUUCGAGCUGGUUAUAUGCGUAAUGCACUAAAAUAUGCUUUUAUAUUGAUGAAACAAGAAAAUCUUAAUCAAAUUGAUUCUAAAUUGAAGAAAAAAAUCGAAAAUCUUGUACGUAAAUCAGCUUCUUCAGAAAAACGAAUAUCUAGUCAUGAAGAACUUCGACAAGAAUUAGCUAUCGAAUCAAAUCCAUGUCCAUAUUGUAGCGAAUCAGUUUUGGAUGAUGAAUUUGUUUGCAAUGGAUGUCGAACAGCCAUACCAUUUUGUAUUGCAAGUGGAAUGCAUAUCCGCAAAUCAGAUCUAACAAAAUGUUUUCAUUGUCAAUUUCCAGCCAUAAAAACCUAUCUAUUGAAAUUGUUAAAAUCAUCAACAACGAUUAAAAAUACAAACAAUAAUAAUGAUUAUGGUGAUGAUAACAAUGAUAAUAAUUAUUGUCCAAUGUGUGAACAAAAAAUUGAUAAAGAUCAAUUAAAACAAAUAACUAUGGAUGAAAUUUUCAAUAUAAAUAUUUUAGAUGAUCAUGAUUCGUAAAUAGAAUAAAUGAAAUAAAUUAUCAUUUAUUAGAAUCAAAUAGAUUUACAAUGUUACAAUCAAAUGACUUUAUCAUUAAAACAACUAAACCAAAAAACGAAACAAAACACAACCACGACGGGUGAGCAGAGAUGAAAAAAACAUUCA
This is a messenger RNA of Dermatophagoides pteronyssinus (European house dust mite), 4596 nucleotides long. RefSeq names its product intraflagellar transport protein Oseg6 (gene Oseg6). Gene Ontology annotation, biological process: intraciliary retrograde transport; cilium assembly. Lineage: Eukaryota; Metazoa; Arthropoda; Arachnida; Sarcoptiformes; Pyroglyphidae. Gene Ontology annotation, molecular function: protein binding. Gene Ontology annotation, cellular component: cilium; intraciliary transport particle A. The record is from RefSeq and is a predicted model, not a curated record.